Populus euphratica (Euphrates poplar) is the source of this 1784-nucleotide messenger RNA. Its product is annotated as MATE efflux family protein. Gene Ontology annotation, cellular component: membrane. The coding region runs from base 83 to 1699 and encodes 538 amino acids. The transcript is spliced from 2 exons. NCBI's taxonomy places the organism in Eukaryota, Viridiplantae, Streptophyta, Magnoliopsida, Malpighiales, Salicaceae. The record is from RefSeq and is a predicted model, not a curated record. Gene Ontology annotation, biological process: xenobiotic detoxification by transmembrane export across the plasma membrane. Gene Ontology annotation, molecular function: antiporter activity; xenobiotic transmembrane transporter activity.
UACAGACAUAUAUAAAAACAACGUCUGAGAACCCCACUACGACCCCUCCUACCAUAUAAGCUAUAAAGCUCCCUCUUGAAGCAUGAAAACACUUACUUUGACCUCUCUCUCUCUCUCUCUCUCUCUCUCUCUCUCUCUCUCUCAGGAACAAGAAAAGGAAAAAAAAGAAAGAAAAGGAUACUGGCAAAAAGUAGCAAAAAUGGUUACAGAAGAGAAAUCCCACAAGUACCCAACAAUGCCAGAGGUUGUGGAGGAGCUAAAAAGAAUGACAGACAUAGGCUUCCCUAUAGCAGCUUUGAGCUUGGUGGGGUAUCUCAAAAACAUGAUCUUAGUAGUCUGCAUGGGAAGACUAGGAAGCUUGGAGCUCGCAGGUGGUGCCUUAGCUAUUGGAUUCACCAACAUCAGUGGCUACUCAGUUCUUUCCGGCCUAGCGAUGGGGAUGGAGCCUCUAUGUAGUCAAGCAUUUGGUUCGAGAAAUCUAUUAGUAGCAUCUCAUACUCUAAGAAGAACAAUUCUUAUGUUACUGCUUGCUUCAAUACCUAUUGGCUUGUUGUGGGUCAAUCUUGAACCCCUCUUGCUUAGCCUCCAUCAAGAUCCUGACAUAACCAGAAUCGCAAGUUUAUACUGUAGAUUUUCCAUUCCUGAUCUUAUUGCUAAUAGCCUCCUGCACCCUCUACGAAUUUACUUGCGCAGUAAAGGAACUACAUGGCCAUUAAUGUGGUGCACCCUGGUCUCCAUUGUUCUGCAUGUUCCUGUCACCAUAUUUCUAGCCUUCACUCUUUGUCUUGGAGUCCCUGGAAUUGCAAUUUCUACUUUUAUCACCAAUUUUAACACCCUCUUGUUCCUCGUAUGCUACAUGUAUUUAUUUAGUCGGGCCACUGAGGAGGAGCCCUCGUCCACACCUCUAAUUAGACAACAACCAUUUCUAUCAUCUCCUUCUACUUCACUAAGAAAGGAAUGGGGACUCCUACUCCGGCUUGCCAUUCCAAGUUGCAUAGCUGUUUGUUUAGAGUGGUGGUGGUAUGAGUUCAUGACAAUUCUAGCCGGUUACUUGCACAACCCUCAAGCCGCCCUAGCAACAUCAGCUAUUAUAAUUCAGACCACAUCCCUAAUGUACACGUUGCCAACAUCACUGAGUGCAUCGGUGUCGACUCGGGUGGGCAACGAGCUUGGAGCAGGCAGGCCACAGAAAGCUCGUUUGGCCACGGUGGUUGCAAUAGGCUUAGCCUUAUUAAGCUCAUUGUUUGGUUUGCUAUGGACCACCCUAGGGAGAGAAGCAUGGGGGAAAGUUUUUACAAAAGAUGAUGAGGUUCUCGAGCUAACUAUGGUUGUACUGCCCAUAAUUGGAUUAUGUGAGCUUGCAAAUUGUCCACAAACGACAAGCUGUGGAAUUUUAAGAGGGAGUGCUAGGCCCGGCAUCGGGGCAGGGAUUAACUUUUACUCCUUUUACAUGGUGGGUGCACCUGUGGCCAUAGGCCUAGCCUUUGUUUGGAAACUAGGGUUUGUGGGUCUAUGUUAUGGUCUUCUAGCGGCUCAAGUUGUAUGUGUAGUCUCAAUUUUAACAGUAGUAUACAAGACAGAUUGGGAUAGAGAAUCGUUAAAGGCCAAAGAACUGGUUGGCAAUACUGGUGCCUUGGCACAUGAACAUGCAGACCAUAUAGCCAAAUGUGAAGAAGGAGAAGGGCUAAGUUUCGGGUGAAGAGCGAGAAAAAGAUUGAGGGAUUGUGGCCGAUCGAAUGAACACGAACAAAAAAGAACUGCGGCAUUAACAGGACUAGAAAAAA